Molecule: messenger RNA, 3039 nt
Organism: Umbelopsis ramanniana AG
Lineage: Eukaryota; Fungi; Mucoromycota; Umbelopsidomycetes; Umbelopsidales; Umbelopsidaceae
Exons: 3
Coding region: 309-2717 (802 amino acids)
Biological process (GO): COPII vesicle coat assembly; autophagy; Golgi organization
Cellular component (GO): ER to Golgi transport vesicle membrane; endoplasmic reticulum exit site
Source: RefSeq, a predicted model, not a curated record
ACCAACAACAGCAGCAGUACGAUCCAGCGGCUUAUUCCGAGCAUCACCAGCAACAAUAUGACCCAGAAGGUUACUCUGAGCAUCAACAGUCGUAUGACCCUAGUCAGCAGCAACAGUUUGAUCCCAAUGUUCAUUAUUAUUAUGACGAAGCGGGUCAAUUGCAUUACUACGAUCCCAAUACCAACCAGGAAUAUGACUUUAGUCAAUAUGACUACUCCCAACAAUACUCCUACGACCCAAAUCAUGUUGGAACCGAAGCUGAAUCAUUGGAUAAAGCGCAUGAGCAGGACCAAGGCCAGCAGGAAACGAUGGAUUCGUUUGAGCCGCCGGUUCAAGAUUUCCAAGCUGGACAACAACAAUUUGAGCAGCUUGGAGACGCUGCACCCCACACUGAAUCGACCGAUGAUCCUGUGUCCCAUGAAGAGCCUGUUAGCCAAUCCGUGCCUACUCAACUUUCUCAACACGAUAAUGGCCAUUCCUACUUUGACGAAGGAGAAUCUUAUAAUCCUGACAUUGGGGAUAAUUUUGUCACUGAAACCACGCCAGAUACUGGUGAUUUGGAUGACUUGGUUCUAGGUGGUGAGCAAAAUGCACAGGCUCCAUCACUGGCUACUCCUGCUGCUCCGCCAUCGGCACUUGCACCUCCGCCCAAGGCUGCUCCGUCUGUGGAUGAAAUUUUGCAGCCAUCAGCGGAAACAACUGCAGCUCCUGCUCAGUUGUCGGUGACAGAGGACAAAAUUGUGCCAGAAGUUGCAGCAGACGACAGCGGAGAAGUUGCAGAAUCUUCUUUCAAUGAAUAUUCGACGAACUAUUAUCCUCAAGAUGUCUCACCAUCCCAGGGGCCUAUUGAGGAGCCAUCGUCUUUGAUGUCUUCUCUCAACCUUCCUCCUCAAUCUUACCCACCUACUGAGCAGCCUGCAGACCAUGAGGUCGAAACACAAGAAUCUUCCCUUCGAAGAGACUCUACAAGAUCGUCUCAUCAUGGAAAUGCGGCUAUGGACAUGCAUACAUCACAUCCUCCAGUCUCACAAUAUACACCGUCUGAGCCACCUCGUAGUGUACAGUCUUCACUGUCACCGCCACCCUCUUUGAGUGCCUUCUCGGUCAGCGCACUUUCAGUCAAUUCACCUGGAUUGUUUCCCUGCCCGGACCCUGAAUGCCAAGGAGAAAACCCGUCGAAGGCUAAGUUCUGUUGUGAGUGUGGUCGACAACUUGCUGCUUUAUCGCGUUCACCUACUCCGGCUGUUUCUGGUCAGCAACCAAACAGAACCUAUUCCAAUGAUAGCUCAGCUUACUUUCCGCAAGGCGAUGCACAGACACUUCCACAGACUUAUGUUCCAACUUUACCUAAUCAGCAUGUCCCUCGGUCAGGUUCACCACUUACUACAGUGUCAACACCCCAUGACCCAUAUACCUCUCAAGGCUACUAUGGAGCAGAGAAUUACGAUCCAUACCAACAGCAAUACGGUAGUAAUGAUCAACAGUACGCUGGACAAUAUGAUGAGCAAUACAAUCAUCAGUAUGAUGAGCAGUACAACCAGCAAUACGGUGACCAACAAUACGGUGAUCAACAGUAUGGUGAAUAUGGCAUGGUUGACCAGCCCGCUGAGACAGAGCCAGCGAUCAACGACCCUCUCAAUCGUGGCCAAGGUUGCCCUAUCGCUGUAUUUGGAUUUGGCGGUAAAUUGUGCUUGAUGUUCCCUCAUACAGUACAGCGCUACAGCGGUGGCUAUGGUGCCGAUAACAACUUCGCUCCAACACAAAAUGUGGUUCCCGGUGAUGUAAAGAUUCGAAACAUCAAAGAUGUAUUGACUACAACCGACAGCAAUACCGUUGCCGAUCUCGCAAAUUUCGUUGGGCCGCUUGUCAUGGAUAGCAAAGUUGGAAGUAAAGCAAAGAAAAAGGACGCUAUCAAGUAUACUAGUGAGCGGAUUGAAUCUUUGAAGGCUCAAAUACAGAAUCUGCAAGGAGAUAAGGAAAAGAUGCUUCUGGAGUCUAGAAUCCUUCUCUGGCGGGUCGUUAUGGCUGCUCUAGAAAUAGACGGGCCUCUAGUAGACAAUGUUAAAUUUGAUGAAAGUAUCCGCAAUAUUUUGUUUGCAACUGACGUGUCUGUCAAGGAUGACAAUCUAUCCUCGUUCACUGUACCAGCGGAUGGCCAACAGACUACUGGGCAAAUACAAGAUAGCUACAAUAUUGAUUUGCUAGAGACUCUCCAAGGUCACUUAAUGCGUGGAGACAGAGAAGCCGCCGUCAGAUAUGCUGUCCAGGAAGAUCUUUGGGCACACGCAUUGAUCAUUUCAAGUUGCGUAAACAAAGACCUUUGGAAAGAAGUAAUCAAUGGAUUUGUGGAACGUGAACUAUCAUCGCAGCGAUCAGAUGUUUCGCAGCAACCAAAAAUUGUCCAAGGUGAUCGCCAAGGUCUUCGUGUUUUGUAUGCGUUGUUUGCGGGUCAAGGAGCCAAAGCGAUUUCUGAGCUUGUUGUGUCCGGAUUGCAUGGAUUUAAUAGACCUUCGAGUGCUGCAGCUCCGUUUUACCCUAAUCAUUCGCCAACUCUUGACAUUGAAAAAUUGUCUCACUGGCAAGACACUCUGGCGCUGAUUCUUGCCAAUCGAACCCCUCGUGACAUCGAGGCCAUGACUGCCCUAGGCGAUAUUUUAAGAGACUCUGGUCUAGAUGAUGCCGCCCAGAUAUGGUAUGUAUGCUCUGCAAAAAAUUAAAUUGUGCGUCCAUGCUCAAUGUGUUAAUCAAUCUACUGUCUAAAGCUAUCUGGCUUCUCCUCAAACUUCUAUCCACGCGGGAAUAGAUACUCCCAACGUACGUCUCACCCUCAUUGGAUCAUCGAGCAUGCAAACCAUGUGGCAUGAUAUAGAGGCUAUUCAUUUGACAGAAUUAUGGGAGUUCGCUGCUGCUGCGAAACAACCUAGCGGCUCACAAGGCUUACCAUUUUUGCAAGGCUAUAAGCUCGUCUUAGCAUGGAUUCUUGCUGAUCACGGUUAUAUUGUUGAAGCGCAGAGGUAUUGCGAAGCAAUGGCAGGGAUA